AUGCCUGAGAAAGCUGAUAAGAUGGAUGAGGGCAUUCAGGUUGAGGAUGUUCUUGAUGAUAGUGAGGAGGAGCCUGUGGUGCAGAGAGAUAGUGUUAAGGGGACAGCUCCUGAGCAGGAUGAGAGUGUCCCUAGCAAGAAACCUGAGAGGAACAAGAAGGCAGGUGACUCGGUUAUACCUUGCAACCCGUUACCAUAUCCACAGAGGUUGUGGAAAUCAAAGGAGUCUGAUAGAGAGAGCAAGUUCCAUAAGAUGUUAGAUAAGCUGGAGAUCUCCCUGCCUUUUGUUGAAGCAGUCACUCAGAUUCCAUCGUACAAGAAGUUUCUGAAGAAUAUUUUAGGCAAUAAGAAAAAGCCAGAGAAGAGUGCGGUGGUGGAUCUGAGCGAAGGAGCCUUGACCUGUGCAGUUUUUCAACAUAAACUACCUCCUAAGCUGAAAGAUCCAGGUAGUUUUGCCAUCCCUUCCAUCAUUGGUGGAUUUGUAGUUGGGGGUGCUCUGUGUGAUCUCGGUGCCAGUGUUAGUCUUAUGCCAUAUUCUUUAUGUAAGAGGCUCAACCUGGGCACACCAAAACCCACCUCCAUGACCCUACAGAUGGUGGAUCGCUCCAUUAAGUGUCCGGUGGGAGUUCUUGAGGAUGUCCCGGUCAUGAUUGAUCAGUACUUUAUACCGGGGGAUUUCGUUGUUCUGGAUAUAGAGGAGGAUGCCAAGGUUCCUAUUAUAUUUGGUAGACCUUUUCUAGCUACUGCUGGUGCACUUAUUGAUGUGAGGAGAGGAAAACUCGUGAUGGAGGUAGUUGAGAACAAGAUCGAGUUUGACAUAUUCAAAAUGGCGAAACACUAG
Molecule: messenger RNA, 840 nt
Organism: Ipomoea triloba (trilobed morning glory)
Lineage: Eukaryota; Viridiplantae; Streptophyta; Magnoliopsida; Solanales; Convolvulaceae
Exons: 1
Coding region: 1-840 (279 amino acids)
Source: RefSeq, a predicted model, not a curated record